Messenger RNA from Pundamilia nyererei, 944 nucleotides. RefSeq names its product butyrophilin subfamily 1 member A1-like. Gene Ontology annotation, cellular component: external side of plasma membrane. Gene Ontology annotation, molecular function: signaling receptor binding. The transcript has 5 exons. The record is from RefSeq and is a predicted model, not a curated record. NCBI's taxonomy places the organism in Eukaryota, Metazoa, Chordata, Actinopteri, Cichliformes, Cichlidae. The coding region runs from base 121 to 822 and encodes 233 amino acids. Gene Ontology annotation, biological process: regulation of cytokine production; T cell receptor signaling pathway.
UGGUUUUUUAUCUCUGCUGAGCUCCAGCAAACUCUCAUAACGACUUUAUAACGACCGAUUUACUGUAAAACUCAGGACAACAGGAGUUACAGUCUGCACCACUGCGAUAAGAAGCGAAGGAUGUCUCUUCAGGAGAUCUUCUGGAGACCGUCAGCUGUCACUGCUGUUUUGGUGCUUCUAACACUUCUCUUCUGCAGAGGGUCAGUCUCUACACCCGUCAUAAAGGUGAUGUCAAAUGUCAGCAGCAGGGUGGUGUUACAGUGUGAGUCUGCAGGCUGGUAUCCAGAGCCUGAGCUGCUGUGGUUGGACGGUGAGGGAAACCUCCUCUCUGCUGGACCUACAGAGACCCUCAGAGGUCCUGAUGACCUCUAUACUGUCAGCAGCAGAGUGACUGUGGAGAAGAGACACAGCAACAACAUCACCUGCAGAGUCCAACAGAGGAACACCAACCAGAGCAGAGAGACACACAUACAUGUUCCAGGCUCUGCUGUCAGGAAGGAACCAUCGGCCACUUUCAUCAUCGUGAUCAUUGGCCUGCUGUACGUUGGUGCUGUUAUCGCUUUCGUUUGGAAUUUCAUCCUAUCAAAAAAACCUGACACCAAGGUGAAUGAAACUGAGUUAAAAACAAUGAAACAAAAAGGCAGCAGAGCUCCUGCUGACGACACCGAGACCAAAGAAAUAAAAGAAGAGCCGCCAUCAGAACAGCUGGAAGACGACACAUCUGCUGUUGACAUGAGUGAGGUGAUCAAAGAGGGCGAGGAAAACCAGGAAACAGAGACUCAGAGUACAGCACAGUCAGCCUUAACCAGCAGUGAAAACUAAAGAACAAGAAGCUCUCUGAGAGCACAAACCUCAGGCAGCUCAUUGACUGUGCAGUGCUUACUUUUAAGCAAGAAUACUGUAUUUUUAUAUAACAUUACACUGGAGAAGGAUAAUAAGUAUGU